GCAGUCGCUAUGUGGAUUUUAGCAUUACAAAUUGUUUUGGUUAGCCUGAUAAAUGGAAUUUGCCUGGGUGAACAACCAUAUACAGUACAAAAUGAGGCGUUGGAGCCAUUCAAGGGCAUCCAGGAAACAUGUGUUGACAUGUCAAAUUUAAAAACCGUUGGACGACAACGAUUUGUCAAUGGAACAGUUAAGUUUUUGGAGGAAAUGGAUAGUGAGAGCUUCAAAUUUCAAGUCGAAUUAUUCUCGAGCCCUAACAGUGAUGGUCAAUACAAACGUUUACCCAUGGGUGUGCCAAUUACAAGAAUUUGCGAUGGAUUUAAAGAUUUGUACACAAAAAUCAUCCAACCUUCCCUUAUACAAGGUGAAAAUACAGAUUUCCCUCAUGUACCCGACGAAGGUUUGUGCCCACUACCGAUCGGUGAGUUUUAUAUAAAAACUUUGGAGUUCAAUACAGACACCUGGCCGAAUCAGAUUCCACGUGGAACGUUAAAAGCCGUUUUAACAUUCUUCAAAAAUGAGGUCAGUGUUGGCGGAACGGUAAUGAAGAUGAAAAUCGAAGACCGGCAGUAAAUAAAUGUUAACGUAUUUAAAAAACUAAAGAAAAUAAUUUAAAGAGCUGGCAGCAGAGGAAAAUUAUACAACUGUAUAUGUACAUUCAUGCAUACAUACUUCAAUAGAUAACCAUCAAGGUGAAGAGUAAAUUAGUUAUUUAGACACAUAUGUGUGUCUGUAGGUACAUUUUAUGUAGAACAUUUUUUUAUGGAAACAUGUGACUUUAUAAUAUUUCUUAAAAUAAAAGUUACCCGAUCUUGGCUUAUCCUCAAUCACUGAGGCGAUCAUUGAAAAAUGAGAUGGGUUAAAAAUGAAAAAUUCAC
Messenger RNA from Rhagoletis pomonella (apple maggot), 875 nucleotides. RefSeq lists its product as uncharacterized. Lineage: Eukaryota; Metazoa; Arthropoda; Insecta; Diptera; Tephritidae. The coding region runs from base 10 to 570 and encodes 186 amino acids. The record is from RefSeq and is a predicted model, not a curated record. The transcript is spliced from 2 exons.